This is a messenger RNA of Lachancea sp. 'fantastica', 909 nucleotides long. Lineage: Eukaryota; Fungi; Ascomycota; Saccharomycetes; Saccharomycetales; Saccharomycetaceae. The record is from the annotation of a GenBank genome assembly.
AUGGGAAACUCUCCGAGCAAGCCCAUCAAUCGCAACAACAAUGAUCCUAAUAUCCCACCAUCACUGCGCUUUUCAAGACAUCGACAAAUGAUCAUAUCGUCUGUUUUUAGCGUACACCGACGUUAUUUAUGUUUCUCGACAGCGCAUUCUUAUGAGCGGUUCAAAAACUCGGGCAAAAAGUAUGGUAUUCCGCAAAAUCUGCAAGAUGAGGGUCUCGGAGUGCCGCUAUUUGAAUUUGAAGACCCCAGUACAUUGACGAGGCUGGUUAAUUCCUCAGAUGGCCGUUUUCAAAUUUCGAAAUUUGUGUUUCAAUCGAGCUCCCUACCUCCGCCGCAUCCCGAGAGUACGGUGGUUUGUCAAAACCAAACGCAUGUCAUCUACAAAAUGCCCUUUUGCAUAGUCACCAGAAUAUUCAGCGGUAGCCGAUCCGGUUUCGAAUUCACAUUUUACACUUCUGAUGGAAACCUCGUGGUGCAGACCUUAAAACACCAUCUAACAAUCGAAUUGGACGCUCGUCUGGGCGAUUGGAAUGUCGGCUGGCGCCGCACCCGCUUAGAGGACUACGACCUUUUGGUGCUGCCUCCACAAGCAAGGUCCCUGCUUGAUCCGCCAGAAGUGAGUGCUUCCAAACCUGGCGGUAGUCAAAGCCGUCAAAUGUAUGAGCGAAAUGCGCUAGUAUGGGCCAAAUAUAUUGAUGCAGGAGAAUCAUUCCUGCCUGCAUUGUCCCACAAGUUGGCUGUGCUUGACAUCGGUGAAGUUGAUUUUGAAACAGAUGCCACUGCGUACGGACUCGCAAGUAUUCCCUGGUUUUCCCAGGUAAUCGCAUGUAUAGCAUUGGUUCAAUGCCAACGCAUUCAAGAAAGAAGACGCCAAAACAAGAAGCGCAGAAGAAGAAGGAUGAAUAGAUAG